CCGUUCAGUUAUCGAUAAGAAACCUAUCGAGCGGCCACCGUCUCCAACAUUCUAUGUGCGCAUUAAAUUAACUUGCUAACUUUAAAACACUCGUUUCUUAACCAAAAACUGGUUUUAGGAAACACCUAGCAUAGCAGCAGAAGCUAAAACCCCAUUGGCAACCAAAACACGUGCCAAAACAAACGUUUAAAUUUUCCGUAGAAGUUGUAAAUAUAAAAAAAAGUCAGCAAAAUGGGAAUGGUAACGAAGCGCAAGAAGAUGCACUAUGGCGAUACCCAUCUGCAGAGGAGAUGGCGUGUGCGGAAUCGCCGACGUGAUCUCGACCAGAUCGACGACGAUCUGCAGACCCGGAGCGGUGAACUGAUCAAUCAGAAUGUGGAUCUCGACAAGCCAGGAUUCGCGCAGUUCUACUGCGUGCACUGUGCCAAGUACUUCAUCGAUGACACCGCCAUGCAGGCACAUUUCCGCACCAAGGUGCACAAGAGGCGUCUCAAGGCCCUGGAGAUCGAGCCGUACAGCAUCGAGGAGGCGGAACGCGCCGCGGGACGUGGCAGCUUCGUGAAGCCCAAGAAGCGGGCGAUGGAAACGCAGCCUUCGAAGGAGGACGUGGUCGCUGGCAAGAGGAUCCGAGUGGAGGUGGUGCCCGAGGAUACAGAUGCCACCGAUUCGCCAUCGACGUCCAAAACGAAGCGCAAGAAAGUGGAGAAAAUGGAGACAUAGGCGAGGAGGAUGAACCAAUCCAUUGAUCUAGCUUAGUUUUUAAGACCCUCGGGGACUGGACUUUCUUCAUCCCCCUCCCACAGAACUCUGUUUUCCUCCAAUUGCUUUCUUUAAAUACAUUUUUUUUCCAACGUAUAUAAAUCGA
Drosophila mauritiana is the source of this 865-nucleotide messenger RNA. Its product is annotated as zinc finger protein 593 homolog. Gene Ontology annotation, molecular function: nucleic acid binding; zinc ion binding. Lineage: Eukaryota; Metazoa; Arthropoda; Insecta; Diptera; Drosophilidae. The transcript has 2 exons. Bases 232 to 720 code for a protein of 162 amino acids. The record is from RefSeq and is a predicted model, not a curated record.